AAACUCAAUCGCAUAUUCUAUGAAUAUAUAUACAUACAAAAGUAGCUAGCAAGCAGGAGGAGAGAAAAUACCUUCCCCACAUCUAUGGAGUCCAUCACCACAUCUAUGGAUUCCAUCAAGCGGGUAGCAGAGGGUUUAGCAUCUCUGCUUGCCCUUUUCUUCAUCUGUAAAAUUUGGCAAAAGAGGAAAAGGGAAGGAAGAUGCCGACUAUCGGAACCCAAUGGUUCUUGGCCAAUAGUCGGACACCUCGACCUGCUGACUGGAACCACACCUCUCUAUAGAACUAUCGCUGCUCUUUCAGAGAAGCACGGGCCUCUCUUCAGUCUCCAACUGGGACAAAUGCAUGCCAUUGUGGUGAGCAGCAUGGACCUCGCCAAGGAGUGCUUCACUGUCAAUGACCGAGCAUUUGCCGGUCGGCCACAGCUAGAAGGUUGGAAACACCUUGCCUACGAUCGUGCCAUGUUCUCAUUCAGCCCAUACGGACCUUACUUUUGUGAACUCCACAAGAUCGUCGCCACCGAGCAGCUGUCAAGCCAGCAAUUUGAGCUGCUCAAGCACAUCCGGGUAGACGAGGUGGGCUUCUUGAUGCGGCGCCUGUACGGCAGUUGCAGAAACCAUGAGCCGGUAGAGAUGAAGCAGCAUUUGACCUGCAUGGCCUUGAACAUCAUCCUUAGGAUGAUCGCCGGAAAAUGGUACUUUGAUUUGGACGGUGAAGGAAAAGAGUUUAGUGAAGCUCUGGAUGAGUUUGCCAAUCUAGUUGGUAUGUUCACCGUCUCUGACGCGAUCCCGUGGCUAGAUGUGGGUGGUCACCUCAAUGCCAUGAAAAGGGUUCACCUGAAGAUGGAUGAAGUUGCCUCGGCUUGGCUUGCAGAGCACCGCCGAAAGGAAUCCAGUAGUGCCGACGAGAAGAGAGACUUGAUUGACGUGGUCAUUAAAGAAUUAGAUGACGGUCACUUGUUCGAAAAUCAUCAAACUGAUGCCAUUAUUAAAGCCACCGGUAUGGUACGUUACCACCUCUCCUUCUGUUGCUCCUAUUUGUCCUUAAAUACAAAAAGUAGUAGACUAUUGAAGGUCUCAUGGACAGUGUUCCAGAGACAAAUAGUAGCCAUGUAUCUUCAACUUCGUCAUAGGUUGAUGAACUAUCUAGUAGUUUUAUUUUCUGUCAAUUGCAUCAUUUGGAACACCAAAGUCCAUCUAUAUGAAUAUACGGCAAAAGAGGAGUCUGAAUGUGUAACCCAAGAGGGAAAGACCCCAGACGAGUACCCACAAAGGCAGAAGCCGAUCGGGGAAAGUCAGAUGGUCAUAAAGAAAACUGAGGUUUUGGUAGUCACCCGGACGGAGGCCACAGCAAUCACACUUGAGUGGGCUCUCUCUCUUUUGCUAAACAACCCACAUAUCUUAAAGAAGGCCCAAGAUGAGUUGGACUGCCACGUGGGCAAAGACCGACAAGUGGACGAAUCAGACAUCAACAACUUGCCUUACUUGCAGGCCAUAGUCAAAGAGUCAAUGCGCCUAUACCCAGCGACACCACUUUUGCUCCCACACGAGUCAAUGGAACCCAUUCAACUUGGUGGGUUCGAUGUGCCGGUUGGCUCGACCUUUUUUGUUAACGCAUGGAAGAUUCAUCACGACCCGACAUUGUGGACAGACCCAGAAGAGUUCAAGCCAGAGAGGUUCUUGAGCAGCGGCAGUGAGAUGACCAGCUUUGGUGGUCAAGGCUUUGCGUUCUUGCCAUUUGGAUCGGGAAGGAGGAUCUGCAUUGGCUGGUGGAUGGCCAUGCAAGUUCUUCACCUAACUUUGACACGCUUGCUGCAGAGCUUUGAAUGGUUUACACCCAUGAAUGAGCCAGUUGACAUGACCGAGGGACAUGGCCUAGCCCUGCCCAAAGCAACUCCGCUUAGAGUGCUUUUGAGGUCUCCCUCCCCACCUCUAUUUGUUACUUGUUUUUAG
This is a messenger RNA of Nymphaea colorata (pocket water lily), 1950 nucleotides long. RefSeq names its product xanthotoxin 5-hydroxylase CYP82C2-like. Gene Ontology annotation, molecular function: oxidoreductase activity, acting on paired donors, with incorporation or reduction of molecular oxygen; monooxygenase activity; heme binding. The transcript has 4 exons. The coding region runs from base 85 to 1950 and encodes 621 amino acids. The record is from RefSeq and is a predicted model, not a curated record. Lineage: Eukaryota; Viridiplantae; Streptophyta; Magnoliopsida; Nymphaeales; Nymphaeaceae.